GCUCUCCAGAUUCAUUUCAAAAAGACUAACAUUACAAGAAGCAUCCAAGCGUCUACCUCUCUGCAAUUUUUGCUCUUCCUCCUCUUUCUCUCUCUUCAUAUUUCGCGAGCAAGCAACCGCUUCCUUCUCAGUUCUCGCCUUGAGAUCUUCACCCUCUUCCAUCAGAAGCUGCCUCCCACUUUCAUUUGCCCUGCCCCCUUCUCCUUUAAAUCUCUCUCUGUCCCCCACCUCCCUCUCUCUCUCUCUCUCUCUCUCUCUCUCUCUCUCUCUCUCACGGUGAGGUGGGUUUUGUGGUGUUGGACGGAGAUGAGUAAAGCUGCUGGCUCACUGAGGACGCUCUGAAGCUCUCAGAAGGUGAAUUUAUGGAAAAUUUCCUCCUUUUUUAUCCUCUUUCAGUACUUCACUUUAAAUGCUUUCCAUGAUUCUGAUCAAUCACCUUUUCACAGCCUUUCUCUGUUCCUGCAGUAUAUCUGUGUCCACUCUGCGCUACCUCCCUUUAUUUCCCUCUCUUUCAUAUUCUCCGUUCCGCAUUCAAAUUACUUCUCUGACUCGCCCUCUCUGCAUCAAAAUAACCGAUCCAUGGAUUAUCCGGUGACUUCUUGUGAUCCCCAACUGCCAAAGCAUUUGCCGGUGGACCGGCCACGUCCCCUGAUGCUGAAGGAUUAUCUCAGAGACGAUCUCGGCUCCUGUUCAUCCAACGGCUUCAAAUCGCUGCCCCGGAGACAGUGCUGCACCACCACCGUUCGAUACUUUCUCGAGAUCGACGUCAAAGCCACCAGAGACUCCAAAAGCUCGAGCAAACUCCUCAGGACCAGAUCGAGGGCGACGGCUUCCACAAUCUCUGCUUUGCAGAGGGCUUCCGAGGCCGUGAUCAGCGCCGUUAAGAGCCUUCCGUUUCCCUCCGUCAGGUCCCAGGCCGUACGGAACAGGGGCAAAAAUGGCUUUCUUCCGAGAAGCAUCUCUCGGAAGCUGUUGCGGCGGAGCUUCUGGAGAAAAGCCGAGAAACGCGAAGCCAAGAUCGAACGGUGGAAAACGUUCCGUGAUUUGCUCGACGAGAAACAAAAGCCGUCCGAUCAAAACCCCCGCCCUCGCGCAUCCUCCACAACGACGACGACCACCACCACCAGCGCCACUGCCUCCACGACGACAACUUCGACGGCCAGCACCAGCAGCGCGAGUAAUAGUUGGUCCGACAGCGAAUUUACCGCGGAGUUUUUGCAGUGUUCGAGCGGUAAUUCUGAGUGUUCGACGGGUGAAAACGACGCCGUCGAGAGUCAAAAGUUUUUUCCGGAGGAUGAGCUGGUCAGCCCACCCGUGGAGGCAGCUCCUGCUACCGCCGGCGGUGAAGAAAACAGAGAGAAAGUGUGGCCACAGGAGGAAGAGAAGGAGCAAUUCAGUCCAGUGUCUGUGCUGGAUUUUCAAUUUGACCAUGAUGAUGAUGAUGAUGAUAAUGAUAAUUGUGCAUCCUAUGGGCCUACCCUAGACCUUUUAAAAGGCACUAAGCAAAUGCGAAACACUCGACGGGCUGAGAGCCUCGCUCAGCUGGAUCCAGUUGACUUGGAAAAACGAAUGGCACUAUUCGAGCUCGACGACGAAUUCUACGGAACAGCCCUGCAAUCUCGCUCAAUGUGCAGCCCAAAUUGUUACAUAUUCUUCAACCAAGAAGAAGAAGAUUUGGUUGAGCAGAAGGCCAGAGAGCUCCUUAAGCUCAUUACAAUUCCAGUGGGCAGCGUAAAGUUGAAGGCAGACAAUGUUUUGGUAGACUUCUUCGUGGAGAAAAUUUCUGGACACAAAAACCCAUUGUCGAGGAGAAGUGAUGGGUUUGGGUGCGAGCUGCUGAAGGCGGCCGAGAGUUGGAUGGAAGAAAAAUGCCGCGAUUCAUAUGAGGAUCAAUGCUGGGAAGUAAGAGGGAGCAGAAAAGCAUAUGUUGAAGACAUGGAAGAGGGAGGAUGGCUGGGGAAGUUGGAGGAAGACAGAGAAGAGGUGGCUUUGGUAGUGGAAGCUGGAGUUCUGGCUUCUUUAGUCAGCGAGCUGUUAGUUGAUAUUGUGUCUUCUUAGGGUAGCAUCUCACUACCUUUUGAGUUGAAUGUAGGGCAUUUUGACUGUUAUAUUAUUUAAAUCUUGACCCACAA
Malania oleifera is the source of this 2132-nucleotide messenger RNA. RefSeq lists its product as uncharacterized. Lineage: Eukaryota; Viridiplantae; Streptophyta; Magnoliopsida; Santalales; Ximeniaceae. The record is from RefSeq and is a predicted model, not a curated record. The transcript is spliced from 3 exons. Bases 580 to 2058 code for a protein of 492 amino acids.